AGGGAGGGGAAACACGAAAGCAUAAAAGGGCAUCACACUCUUCACUUACUCGUGUUAUCGCCAUGGAGCAUCCACUGUUCUUGGCUGUUUUCACUGGUUUCAUCUUUUUUACAUCUUCGAUUUUAGCAAAUCAGUGUAAUACUGGCUGUCAUGGAACACAAUCGGAAAAGAAUUAUGUUGAGGGACAAGUUUAUUCAUACGAAUUGGAAGGAAAAUCGGUAACAACCGUAACCGAUGCUCAGAAUGAAGCGACUUUUAAAUUAAAAGCCACUGUUGAAUUAAGCGCAAAACCUGACUGUAUUCGACAAAUAAGAUUAAAAAAUGUUUUAAUUAAUGGAGCUCCUAUUGCGUUAAAAGAUGUAGAGCAACAUGCUUUACAAUUUAAUUAUCAUAAUGGACACAUUGAUACUGAAAUUUGUGCACAACCUGAAGAUUCACAAGCAUCUUUGAAUAUUAAAAGAGCUGUUAUUUCUUUAUUGCAAUCAUCUGUAAUGCAAGACAGUGGUUCUACUACUCGCUAUGAGGGAGAUGUUUUUGGCGGUUGUCCAACUGACUUUAGCUUUCAAAGUGACCAAGAUGUUGUAACAGUUAAUAAAUACAGAAACUUAAAUGAGUGUACAAAUCGAGAAAAUAUUAGGGAAGGUAUAAUUAGUUCGACUUUUGAUGCGAGAUCCACUAUUCAGUCAGCACCAUUACUGUCAGCGCAGCAAAAAGUUGAACAACGCUUUAAAAAAGGAGUUUUAAAUAGAGCAGUUUCUACAGAAACUUAUAAAUUUAAACCAUUUAGCAAUGGAGAUGCAGGUGCUAAAACAAUUAUUGAAAUAGUUCUUACUUUAAAAAAUGAAAAAAAAGAUGACAAUGCAUCAACUUCAAAUGUUGUAUCUGUGCCGAAAACUAUUUUCUUCGAGUCUCCUCACCCAGUCGUUAAAGAGUCUUCAGUAAAUUCUAUUACGAAUGCAUUAAAUGCUGUUAGAGAGCAAUGUCCAGAUGCUGUUAAAUUAGAUGCCGCACAACGUUUUGUUGAAUUUGUCAAAAUACUAGGUGUGUCCAGUAAAAAGGAUAUUCUUUCAGUAUUUGAAAGUGUUAAAGGUAAAGAGAAGGAAAGAAAAAUAUUUUUGGAUGGUUUAUUCCGCGCCGGAAGUGGUGAGGCAGCUGAGGUUGCGGUAGAAUUAAUAGUGUCACGUCAAAUAAACGAAUUACAAGCUCUUAUGUAUUACACAAGUUUGCCUUUUAUUCGCCAUGUUAAUCUGCCUGCAGUUACCACAGUAACAUCUCUGUUAGAUCAGGAUAAUUUACCAAGAAUCGCAUAUUUAGGUAUUGGACAAUUAAUUGGAAAAUAUUGCCAAGAGCAUAAAUGUGAGAAUGUGCCUCAAGUUCAAGCAGCUCUUGCUAAAAUAUCAAGUAAAAUAGGCAAUGGAAAAGCAAAUACUAGAAAAGAAGAAGAUUUAUUGUUAUCUGCUAUGAAAGCACUUGGUAAUACAAGAUAUUUGGAUGACGCAUCUGUUAAAAAAAUGGUAGAUAUUUCAGUUGACAAGAGUGUAAGGAAUAGAGUUCGAGUAGCAGCCAUUGAAAUUUUACCUAAUCAUUGUUCCAUGAGUUGGAAAAAUAUCCUUUUCAAAGUACUUGAUGAUCACGAAGAAGACAGUGAAAUAAGGAUUAAAGUUUAUCUAUCUCUUGUAAAAUGUCCAUGUCCGCACGUAGCUAAUCAUAUUAAACAAGUUCUGGAUAAGGAAAACAUUAAUCAAGUUGGAUCAUUCAUUACAUCUCAUCUCCGCAAUCUACGAGCUUCUGCGGAUCCUCAUAAACAAGAAGCGCAAAAACAACUUGGAUUAAUCAAGGCGCGACAAAGAUUUCCUCAAGAUUUUCGAAAAUUUUCAUUUAAUAAUGAGUUGUCCUACAAUGUUGAUGCAUUAGGAGUUGGAUCAACAGUAGAGAGUAACGUAAUUUAUAGUCAAAGUAGUUUUGUUCCACGGUCAACCACCUUAAAUUUAACCACUGAAAUUUUUGGUCGAUCUUUUAAUUUCUUGGAACUUAAUAGUCGGAUUGAAAAUUUGGACAAAGUUAUCGAACGAUAUUUUGGUCCAAAAGGAUACUUGAAGAAAGGGGAACCUGAUGAUUUGAUAGAUGAAGGUGUUGAUCACUUGACUCUGCUUGGUAAGAAAAUAAAGGAGCGUUUUGAAAAAAUUACUCGUGGCAAACGUGAUGUGAAACCAGCAGAACUUGAGAAAUUUGCUCAAAACGUACAUUUACGUGAAACAGAGAAUGUAGAUGACGAAUUGGACUUGGAUUUGUCAGUAAAAAUGUUUGGUGUUGAAUUAGCUUACCUAAGUUUCGAGGGAACAACAAAUCAAAAGUAUACUCCUGAAUAUAUUGUUAAAAAAAUAUUUGACGCACUUGACCAAGGAAUAGAUAAAGUUAAAGAUUUUAAUUAUAAUUUAGAAAAUUAUUUAGUCUUUUUAGACGCCGACCUAGUGUAUCCUACUGGCUUAGGUGUACCAAUGACUUUGGGAGUAAUUGGUUCGAGUGUUGUCAAUCUCAAAACAAGUGGGAAAAUUGAUAUUCCAGGAAUAAUAAAAGAUCCACAAAAUGCAUUAGUAAAAUUAGCCAUGGAACCCAGUGCUUCCAUUAGAGUAGAGGGCCGAUUAAUUAUUCAAGGUUUUGAUGUAGAAUCCGGUUUAAAACUUGUUUCCACUUUACACACUGCCACUGGUUCUGAAAUUACUGUCAAGAUACUUGAUGGGAAGGGUGUUGACGUCAAUUUAAAUAUGCUUAAACGAAAACAGGAGUUAAUAAGUUUAUCCAGUCAAAUUUUGAUGAGCUCUAAUGAUGGAAAAGGUGAAAAUUAUGUUGCACCAAAGUUUCAUGGUAAAAGUCGUGAAUAUAUUGAUUGUUUUGAUCAGUCUGCUAGUGUAUUUGGUUUUAGUUUGUGUGGAAAAGUAAUAUUACCAUAUGAUACUAUUGAAUCAAUGCGAAAAAAACCACUAUUUCCUCUCAGCGGUCCAGCAAAAUUAGCCUUUUAUAUUGAUAACAUUGAUGUCACAAAUUAUCAUUUUAAAAUCUUUUACAAUACUAAGAAUCCCAGUUCACGAUCUCUGCAAGUAUUGCUGGAAACACCCAAUAGCCGAAGUAGUAGAUAUCUCAAACUUGAUAUAGAAGGUGCUCUUGAGCCUGAUAAACUUGCCAGAGUAACAUUUGAUAUUCCAUAUUAUAAAGCUUCAGCUGAAGCCAUUUUAAAAGAUAAUCCUCAGGAGCAUUCAUUGACAUUAGCUGUUCAUCAUGAUCAAAUUGAAUAUUUUGGUAAAAUUGGUGUUGAAGCAAAAGGUUCCGGAAAAUAUAAACCUAUAUUGGAAUAUAAAGUUCCUGAGCAUAUUGAAAAAUUGACUGGUACAAAAAUUAGUGGUGGUGGUGAAGAUAAUGGUCAACAGUACACUUUAGAAGGAAUUGUCUCAGUAGCUGAUCACGAAGGCGGAAAAAUGUAUAAAUUUGAAAAAGUUGUAUUAACUUCAAACCAUAAAGAUAUUAUGAGUUUAGAUGGAACAAUGACGGCUACUCCAAACGUUCGUGCACUCGAUGCAAAAUUUUCUUACGGAGAUGAGGUUAUUGAUGUACAAUUAACGGGCAAACGAUUAAAGGAAAACCAUUUUAAAUUGAUGGUUGCUGCAGUACCUCAUAAAGAUCCUAAUAUUGCUUUUCGCAUUGACUGGGAAUAUCAGAGGGAAAAGAAUAAGUUUGAACAAAACUUUAAAUUUGCACAUGGACCAGAAUCUCAACAAUCAAAAAAUCAAUUAAUUUUAAAUCAACGAGCUGCAUACAAUUUUGAUUCAAAGAAUUUUGCUCUUGGUUUUUCAAAUAAGCUUCAAUAUUCGGCUUUAAAUUUUCUUUUUAAAGUAGAAGGUGCUUUCACUAAAAAGUCGUUACAAAGCGAAAUUAUUUUUGAAUAUGAUAAAUUCAAGUUGGGAACAAAAUUAUCUGGAAAAACUGGCAUUACCCAUCAAGGUGACUAUCAAUUGGAAUUGGAAGGACAUGUUUUAAAAAAUGAAAUAAAACUAAAGUCUAAACGAGAAAUCGUGAGUGACACUAAGAGCAAAUUUGAAAAUUCAUUGGAAUUGACACCUGGAGGAAAAUAUGAGGCUGAUGCAGUAGUAAUUUACGACAUUAAACCUAAUGAUAUUAAUGUUAAUUUGGACGGAAAUGUACUUUUAAAUGGAAAAAAAAUUAAAAUAGAUACAGGACUAGAGUUUGAUUUACAGAAAAUCAAUUCCCAUGCUCAAAUUGGUGUUGAUGGUGUACAAUACGUUGAUUUUGAUAUAAAAAUACAUCGUGCUGGAAAUAAUCCUAAAGGAAAUGUUGUUUUAAAUUUAAAGAAAUACAUUUUAGCGAGUGGUCAAUAUUCCUAUCAAAAUGGUAAAGGUAGUGCCGAUAUAAAUAUUGAAAUUCCAAAAGUACGUCGAAAAAUCAAGGGUACUGCUGAUAUUACAGUUAGUGGUACACAGCACUCAGCUAAUCUUGAAAUUCUUUAUGACGCUGAAAAAGAUCCCAGUAAACGGAUAAAAUUAACAACAGUUUCAGAUAUCACAAAAACAUCAAUUGAUUUAAAAAACGUCAUUGAAAUAAUGUCCUAUAAAACAGAAGUUAAUGUCAAAGGAAAUCUUCAAGGAAAAUUUAUUGAUGGUUCCUUAAAUGGUAAUAUUGAAAUUACUUUGCCGAAUGGACAUUAUAUUACAUUCACAGGAAAGCGAACAAUGAAGAGAAAUCCUGCUGAUUCACAAUUAUUAGAUUUGUCACAAAUGCAAUUUGAAUUGACACAUUCUACCAAUAAAGGAGGACCUUCUCGAAAAGUUAUUUACAAUCAUGAAGGGAAAGAUAUUGAUUUGAGAAAACUCACUUUUCAGGUAACACAUCAAUUAAAGCUUGUCAAUUAUGACAAUAAAGAUAUUCAAGUUAGUGUUACUCUUCGAAACAAAUAUGCAGAAAAAUCAGGUGAUAAAGUAGCAGAAAUUAGCAUCAACUUGAUAGGAUCUGUUAUACCAAAACCAGUUCAACUUGAUUUACAUGUUGAAUAUAAUCCAAAUAGUGGGCUAUGGACAGGAAAAUCAUCGAUAGGAAGUGAUACAUCAUUUCAGGGAAGUGGAAAGUAUUCCAAAGGAAAUUAUAUUGAUAAACCAACAGUUUACAGUGGUACCAUUGAAGUUAAACUACCCAAUGAUAAGUUGAGAAAUUUAAAAUUGGAUUGCUCACAUAGUGUUUUAGUUUCAAAAGAUACAAACACUGCCAUGGAAUAUAUUCUUUCUACUAAUUUGAUUUACAAUGAUGAUAAGAAUAUUAAAUUAAAUGCUCAUGUGAAACAAUUGGGCGUGCCCUUUAGUGACACUAGUAAAACGGAAGGUUCUGGAAAAAUUGUUUUAAACAUUUUAAAUAAUCCACCUCUUACUAUUGAUGGAAAAUAUCAAGCGGAUCCUACUGCAGAUUCUAAAAAAGGUUCAGCAACGUUAAAUGUGAAGUAUGGAGAUAAAGAAUCAAGUGUCAAUUUGAACACUGAAUUUUUGUCAGACAUGACAUUUUUCAAAAAUAAUAUUAAAGUAAAAACUCCAAUAGAAAAUAUUAAAGAUUUGGACAUACUUUUUAGUCACAAGAAAGAAAUUGAUGAUCAAAAACAUAAUACUGACAUUUCCGUCACCCUAAAUAAUAAUAAAUAUACAAUGAAAAGUGAAAUAAAAAUUGACCCUGUAACGCCAAAUAUGCAUGUAACUUUUACAUGCCCUGCUGGAAAAACUGAGUUACUUUUUAAAUUUAACAAGCUGGGAGAAAAUGAAUUUAAAGGAGAAGUUAAAUUUGAUUCACCUAAAGCACUUGUAACGUCUGAUUACCAUAUUAAGCUUGAAAGUGUAGAUGAUUUUAUCAUUACGGUAAAUUUGGACUGUGAUAAAAUGAAACAACGUAAAAUUCAUGCAGAAAUAGCAAAUAAACCUGCCAAGACUGGUCGGAAAAUUAUUGUUACUGUAACAAGCGAUGGAAAGAAUAUAAUUAGUGGAAGUACGGAUUAUAAAAAGCACGUAGAGGCUGGAAAAGUAAUUGUUGAAGGUAAAGGUAGCCUUAAAGUCGGGGAAAAUACAAAAAGUUCAUUAUUCAAAUAUAUACAUCAAGAGCUUACAAAAGAAAUGGACAAUGAAACAGGAGAUGCAAUUUUAUUAAAUGCAAGUUUCGGUCCUUCAGCUAUAGUUGGUGAACUUAAAGUCACUAAUAAAGAAAUUUAUGUUUUUAAUAGCUAUUGUGAACAAAGUAAAGAUUGUGCUCACUUUAAAUUGCAAUCACUACUGGAUACUGAAUCAAAAUCACAAUUUAAUCAUCAACUAACUGUAGAAGUUGAUUUAAAGAAAUUCAAUGUUCCUGCCGAAUUUGGAUUAAAAACAAGCACAAAGUAUUUAAUAAAUAAUCUUUCAUAUGAUCAUACAUCAAGCCUUUAUUUACAUUCUUCAAAAGAUAAGACUGAAUAUACUACUCACCUUUAUGCCAAUUCAAAAGAAUCUGGUGCAAUCUUAACUCUACCAAAUCGUGAACUAGCAAUAAUGUCUUCAUAUGAAAUACCAAAAACUAAAUAUACUGGAGCUUAUAAGAUGGAUGUUGCACUUUAUUUAGACAGAAAAAAUAAACCAUCAGACAAAACUGGAAUGUCAGUUGGUGGACAUUUCAAUGCUGAGAGAAAUUCUGCAUCUCUUAGCGGUGAUGUCAAAUUUACAUAUCCAUCUCAACCAAAAGAUAUGACAGUUAAAGGAAGAAUUCAUUAUGGAGGUGACAAUUUAAUUGACACUAAUUUAGAUAUUGAUCUUUUUGCCAAGAAAUCUCAAAAAAUAAAUGUCAUUGCAAAACUGGCUCGUGUUUCAAUUCCUCAUGGAUUUAAUUAUACUAAUUACAUGGAAAUUAAUAGUCCAGGCCAAAAAUUGAAAAUACAAGUAAAAGAGCAUUUGUCAAUUUCAACUCUAGCCAUUGGAAUUGGAUCCAUGUACUUUUAUACAGAUGAACAUCAAAAACCAAAAAGCUUUGGUUUUGAUUUUUGUGCCAAUGAAAAAGAAGUUAAUCUUUUAGUAUUAUCUCCAAAUAAAGAAUUAAUCAAUUAUAACUCAAAAAUGACAUUGUCUGUUAAUGUACAGAAAAUUGACUCAGAAUUGAGUGUAUUAACAAAUAAACCAAUAAUUUUUAACUUUGAAGCAAAAGAUUGGAAUAGCUUCACGUUCUCCAACUAUGUUAAAGAUAAACCUAAUACAAAAAUGACUGGCAAUGGACAAUUUGUUCUUGGUCAGUUGGCUGAAAUUCGUUUAGAUGUUUACAAAGAAGGAGAAAAAAAGAAUUUAUUCUUUGCAUUAGUUCAUUUAGAUGAAAGCAAAUUCCUCAAACCAGAUUUUGACUACAAUAAAGAAAACAUUAUAUCUACAGUUGAAUAUAUUCGCAAACAAUCUAUUGAAUCCAUAAAGCAAAUUAAAGACAUUCUAGAAGAUAUAGGUGAAGAAAUUGUUGCAGAAUUAAAAGAUUUUGUUCAACAUUUAAAAAAAGCCCAACCAAAUCUUAAACCUCUUAUAGAUCAUUUCCAAACUGAAUUAACCAAACUUAUUGAAGAACUCCAUGCAGAUGAGACUGUUAAAGAAAUUCAAGUAACAUUAAACAAAUUAUUUGGUGGAGUUUUUGAGGCUUUGUCUAAAACAAUCAAGCUUUUAACAGAAAAUUUAAUGGAUUUACAAAAAAAAGUAAAUGAAAUAAUUGAUAAGUUUACAGAAUCAAUACAAGUUAUAUGGCCACAAUUGAAAGAAUCCUGUCAAAAAAUUGUACAAGUUACUGUUGAUAUUCUUGAAGCGGCUUCCAAUUUAGUUUUAAUUUAUUUUAAAGCUUUACUUAAUGUUAUUAAUGAACAUCAAAAAGAAAUGAAAGAAAUGCUAACAGUUGUAUCAGAAUUGACUCAUGAUAUAGCUAAGAUUAUUUUUAAAGCUAUGAGUCAAAUUGAGAAAGAUGUUAAAGAAUUUGUUGAUCUUCUUGUACAACAGCUUAAAUCUCUUCCAAUUUAUGAUAUUAUUAAGGAAAAGUAUCAAAAUAUUGCAGAAUACCAAAUUCCACAAACUAUUUUAGCUCCUAUUGAAGAAUUGUGUUUUAAUAUAAAGAGUAUUUUACCAACUCAAGAGCUUAAAGAUUUAUUCAAUAUUACUUACAAUUAUAUAAUUAAACACAUAAAGCAUGAAAAGGUUGAUGAUGUUACUGAAAUUAAGAAUAUUUAUACUCAUACAAUUGUAGCGGUUCAAUCCAUCAUAAAACUAUUACAUCCACAAGUGACACUCGAAAAUUUAUUCAACUACUUUGAAGCAAGAGUCCCUGCCGAUUUUAGCUUUUUACGAAAAUUACCAGGCAUUUCUACUCUUCGGAUUUCCAUUUUAAAUUUAUUGCGCAAUAAUGAAUUACCAACUCCUAUGGAUUUAUAUUACACCUACAGACCAACUUUACUAGUGGAAGAUAUUGUACCACCGUUCAGUAUGUUUGGAAUAUUACUUGAUGGAGGUCAUGUAUUUACAUUUGAUGGACGUCAUCUUAUUGUAUCAGGCACUUGCAAUUAUAUUUUAUCUCAGGACGUAUUAAAUAGAAAUUUCUCUGUUGUUGCCAAUUUCAAUAAUGGAAAUUUAGCAAGUGUAACUGUCACAGAGCCCUCAGAAAGUAUUACUAUUAAAUCAAAUGGAAAUAUAUUAGUCAAUGACAAAUCAGCUGAAUUUCCAAGCGAAACAGCAAACUUAAAAGCCUUCUUAACACCUCCGAUUUUCAAUAUCAAAUCAAAGUAUGGACUUCAUCUUAAAUGCAAUGCCAAUAGUAGUCCAAUGAUGUGUUCAUUACAAGUAUCUGGCUUUUAUAUUGGAAGAUUACGUGGACUAUUUGGAGAUGGCAAUAAUGAACCUUUCGAUGACUUUACUCUCCCGUCUGGCAAACUUACAGAAAGUGAAACAGAUUUUGUAAAUGCUUAUAAAAUUGGUUCAAACUGUCCAGCGUCAUCAGCAGCAGUCGAACAUAAAGAUUUAGCUCCACGAGCAGCAAUUUGUACAGAAUAUUUUUCUGGUAAUUCCCCAAUGAGUGCUUGUUUCAAUUAUGUGAAUCCAAAACAUUACCGAGAAGCCUGCGACUAUUCUGUAAAAGUUGGUUCAAAGAAAGGAGCGUGUUUGCUAGCUAAUGCAUAUUUUACAUCUUGUCAUUAUGCACGCAUCUUUGUCAGCGUUCCGGCUGUGUGUAGUAGUUGUAAAGAGGGGCAAAAUAGUAUUACUGUUGGUGAUGCAUUUAGUGUUAAAAUUCCAAAGAAAGAAGCAGAUAUUAUCUUUGUGGUUGAACAAGCAGCUGAUAAUGAAAAAGUUUAUAAGGAAUUAGUUACAUCAAUGAUACCAGAAUUAAGAAAUGAACUUAAACAACAAGGAAUGACUGAUGUGUAUGUAGGCCUUAUUGGAUUUAAUAAUAAAAUGAAAUGGCCACAACAUUAUACAACUGGUGGAAAUAUGAAUAUUGAUGGAGAAGUAAAAAACAUAAAGUUUGAAAAUCUUGAUCCAAUUGUUACAUUUCAGGAAGCCAAAGAAGGUAACAUUGAAAAGAAAUUGAAUUAUGUGGAACAAAGGUUGGAUGUAGAAUUAGGAACAUUUAGAUUAACAGAUGCUUAUGAAGAAGCUGUUAAUUAUCCAUUUAGACCUGGUGCAGCUAAAGCAAUAAUUGGAGUAUUCGCAUCAUCUUGUGAAAAAAGUCCUUUACCAUUAUCGCUUCAACAACUUCGACUUUUGUUGGGCCACAAAACGUAUAAAAAAAUGGGUCUUACUUAUCAUCACAUAUUUUUAGCAGGAAGCAUUGAAAUAUCAGGAAAAGUGCAGAAAAAUGUUGUAGGGUUUGAUUACGAUAACGCUUACAUCUUAACUGAUAGUAAGAAAAAACCACUUGAAGGAAGUAGUGAGCUAAAAAAUAAUUUAAUACUUUCCGAAAAUGAUGUCUGUGCUAACUUUGCCGUAAAUUCUGGAGGCGCUACAUUUAGUGCUCAAAACUACUUGGAAUCAAAACCAAGUCAAAAGAAACAAUUUGUUCAAGUUGCUGCCCGUAGAGUAGCACAAGGACUUGCCGACCUUGAACUAGAAGAAGAUUGCACUUGCAAAACAUAUUUUGGUGUACAUAGUCGACCCGUUUGUAAAAUUAUAAAUCGUACAGAAGGUGGAUUGAAGUCUAAAGGAGCAGUAGCAAAGGCUGGAUAGGAGAGAAUUGUCCAUAACAACAGUAAUAUUAAGUCACAUCUAAAUUUUUAAAUGUAUUUGAUAACAUUAAAAUAUUUUAAAAGCAUAAAUAAAUUGAUACUUUUUCAUUCUUUCUAA
Leptopilina heterotoma is the source of this 10364-nucleotide messenger RNA. It is a transcript of the gene apolpp, whose product is annotated as apolipophorins. Gene Ontology annotation, molecular function: lipid carrier activity. The transcript is spliced from 26 exons. Gene Ontology annotation, biological process: lipid transport. The record is from RefSeq and is a predicted model, not a curated record. NCBI's taxonomy places the organism in Eukaryota, Metazoa, Arthropoda, Insecta, Hymenoptera, Figitidae. Bases 63 to 10247 code for a protein of 3394 amino acids.